Molecule: messenger RNA, 3445 nt
Organism: Sphaerodactylus townsendi
Lineage: Eukaryota; Metazoa; Chordata; Lepidosauria; Squamata; Sphaerodactylidae
Gene: LHFPL2
Product: LHFPL tetraspan subfamily member 2
Exons: 4
Coding region: 965-1651 (228 amino acids)
Cellular component (GO): membrane
Source: RefSeq, a predicted model, not a curated record
CCACCACCACCUUUGCAUAUGCCUGGGCAUUCAUCCCCUAUUCCCUCUUCUCCGCCCGCCCCAUCACAAUUGCACACUCCCCCCCGCUUCCACUGUGACUUGGGUACCAUCCCAUCUCGCUUCUCUUUCUUCCCCAUCCCCUCCCUCCGGGGGGAACCCCAUCGCUUUCCAGGAGUUACCCCUAACCCGUGCCACCCCCGUUCCCUUGGUUUGCAAGGGAGAAAGGGGGAAGGCAGGGGACGGCGGGGGGGACGACGGACGUCAGUGUGAGUGGGCUGGUCCGGGGCAGGACAGAGCCGGAGGACCUCCCCGCUCACCCCGCUGGUUCCCUCCCGCGGGAAGUCCCAGGCAGGGAAGGUCCCUCUGCGAGGAGCCGCGGAUUCCUCCUGCUGGGCUGGCCGCGCCGAGGUCCGGGGGAGGGGCUGCCGUGGCCGAGUGGCCGAAGGCUGAGGCUGGGAGAUUCCGACCACGCGCGCUCCAGGGCCGCUUCCUUCCUGGCACGGGGGGUUGCCAGCCCCGGGGAAACCUGCAAAGCAGCUCCAGAAGAGCAGGCGUGAAGGGCGGGUAUAUCCUGAGUUCUUCAAGAGGAGCCCAAAUUUGCCCAGAAAGCAAUUUCCUUAUUUACAAAUAGGUAUGUGAUGUCAAAUCAGAAGGCUGUCCUCAGUAGCCUCCCACAAAGUAUUGUAACGUCAUGUGCCAGUAUGAAUAUUAACAUAGUCAUGCAAACUUCAGCGCUCAGCAACCAAAGAAGAGAAAAAGGAAGAGUAUGUUUGGAGAACAAAUAACUAGGAAACGUUGCCUGGCUUUCUUCUGUUGAGAGCACACCGACCUGUUUUCUGCAGAUGAAGAGUUGAGCUGAUUCAAGCUUUUUCAAAGAACCUUUACAUCUUUUUUUUUUUACGCUUCCUUUUUACUCUGGAUUUCAGGCUGUGAGCUGCACUGGGCACAAGCACUGGACAGCAAUAUGUGUCAUGUCAUUGUCACUUGCCGCUCAAUGCUGUGGACACUCCUGAGUAUUGUUGUGGCUUUUGCAGAGCUCAUAGCCUUCAUGAGUGCGGAUUGGUUGAUUGGCAAGGCAAAAUUUGGCAGCUCUCACAACAUAGACAAUGGGACAGGAGGAUCACUGGAGCCAUAUCGUCCAACUUUGGGGAUCUAUGAACGUUGUACCAGAAUCCAGCAUGUGUCAUAUUCCAGGCGAGACACACAGUGUGGCCCCUAUGCGGAGAACUUCAGCGAGAUUGCCAGUGGCUUCUGGCAGGCUACUGCUAUUUUCCUAGCCCUGGGGAUCUUGAUACUCUGUGCUGUUGCAUUAGUAUCUGUCUUCACUAUGUGUGUACAGAGUAUUAUGAAGAAAAGUAUUUUUAAUGUCUGUGGGCUGCUACAAGGAAUUGCAGGUCUCUUCCUUAUCCUAGGCUUGAUCUUGUACCCCGCUGGCUGGGGUUGCCAGAAGGCAAUAAGCUAUUGUGGACCGUAUGCUUCUGCUUAUAAACUCGGUGAUUGUUCCUUGGGCUGGGCCUUCUACACUGCUAUAGGUGGCACGGUGCUGACCUUCAUCUGUGCUGUUUUCUCUGCCCAAGCUGAAAUUGCCACCUCCAGCGACAAAGUACAAGAGGAAAUUGAAGAGGGGAAAAGCCUUAUUUGUCUUCUUUAAUGAUCCAAGAAAACUUUCAAUGUCUCAGGCAUGUUGGUUUCAAGUGGCUUAGCAAACAGACUCCUCUGAGUAAUGGAGACACAAGCUUCCUGAGGACCAGGCACUAUGCUGUCACUUGGAUGGUCACUGAGGACUAUGGCAGAAUAAGAAGAAAAUGAUUCUACAGGAAUUCUGGCACCUGGCUGCAUUGGCAGCAUGCUGCAAAACUCAUGUUGGCUUCACAUUUAUAUGAACCAAGUGCCUAACAGUUGCAGAAAUUAUCCAUUCUUUUUGACAUUCAGCACCAUGAAGGAAUCCUGAGAAGUAUUUUGUUGGAAAUGCCAGCAUUUUUAAGUAUGCACAGAAUAAGAUGCCCUAGACUAGGCUUUCAUUUCAAGGACUUCGGUCUUUAGUUACCAUUGGUCAGUGGUAACAUUCUCCAGAGCAACACAGCAAAUCAUGUAGUAUAGAACAUUAUGAAAAAGGUUGUGCUGAAGAAACAUUAUCUAAAUCCAAGCUAUUGGGGGGGCGGGGGCGGGGGAGAUACUAUCUAGAUUUUCAUUUCAGCAGAUUUUCAUUUCAGCAGGGACAGUAAGCAAUAUAUUACCCAGAAAAUAUACUUGAGUCACACAGCUGCUACAAUGAAGUACAGGGUAAUGUAGCAGCCAGAAUCAAAGCUAAAUUUUGUUGGUCCCAUAGCACAGCCACUCUGUGUAGUUGAUCUGCCUGUAAAACAGUAGUAGGCAAAACAAGUAUUCUUACUAAUAUGAAGUAUGAGCCCUUGGAAGUUGUGCUUAGGCUUCAUCCAGUUGCAGGCUGAAUUACGAGAGCUGUCAUGGAUGGACAUAGCUUGAGAUUUUCAACAACUGCCUCUUGCUGUCAUUUCAACUGCAGAAUGCUAUCAUGCUCAUUCUAACACAGAUAUUAAAGAGGACACAUUAUCCCAUAAGAAACCACAUUAAGCUGUAUUACUUUUGAACAGCUCUCUUUACUAUCUGAUUAUCAAUCAGUUGUAAGUUCUGCCGAUUUGCUUCUAAAGUGAACAGACAUUUAGUUAAUUGCUCCAUCCCAUUUCUUAGGAUUUUAUGAAAACAGGUUCAGAUAAAAGAGCUGUGUGCAUCAGAGGUGCCUAUAGAAACAAGAAGGGCUACCUAAUGGCUAACUUCCAAAUCUAGGUAUUAGAUUUGCCUUACUAGCAUUGAUAUUGUGCCUUUGAUAAGCAGCACCAACACAUAAAACAGGUGAAAGCCAGGAUGACAGAGAAAAUCCUACAUCAACCACUAAUGAUAACCACUUAUUUGUGACAUACCUAAUUUUUUAUUGAGAUAUCCAGUGAAAACGAAUGUCUACCCCUCUGACUCAGGAUGGCUACAGAAUCUUUAAACCACUGUUAUAAAAGUAUUCCCAGGAGACCCUUGUGAAGUAAUGAGUCAUAAACUACAUACAUAUAUGAUUAGCAUCUGUGUCAAUCUGUUGAGCAACAAGAGUGCUGGUGAAGUCUUCUGGUCAACAGAAAAUAAGUUGCCUCUGCAAAGCUGCUGUUACUGCCAUUUAGUAAAACCUUGUAUGUGCCAUCAACAUGGGGAUCUCAAAGCCAUGCAAAGCAUAGGAAAUGCAGGAUGUAUUAAGCCUAGAGAAGACUACAAGAUUGGCACUAUGAGACUGGGGUCUGGCAAGCAAAACAACGAAUUUUUCCUAGUUCGCAGACCCAGCAAACUAAUUUUAUUCUGUUAUUUUUGGAAGUGUAGAAUACAACUUGUGACCCAAGCCAAACACAGUGGGUUAUCCUGACCACCAUGUCACUCCAGACUUUUU